AUGGAGUUACAUCGAGGCGUUAAGACACAAUCAAAGGCUAAUGAAUUCGGUGUAACCCAAAGUUCAAAAGGAAGAAAGAGAAGGAAAACAAAAGUUAACGAAGAAGAUGAAUGGGGGAAGAGAAAAGGUGAGAAAACAGAUCGUACUGCUUACUUCAAAAGCAUUGACAAGCUCGCAUCAAAGCGGGGUCGAACAAAAAUGGACGACAAUCAAGCCGAUUAUGUUACCAACAAAUACAGUGACUCGGAAGACACAACAACGAUUUCAUCGAAAGAGAAAUCAAAAUUAUCUUCUGAACAGUCGGAUGAUGAUAUUUCAUCAAAUGAAUCAAUUCAAUCAACUAGAAGCUCUUCUUCGUCAUUGGCAUCUACAACGAACUCAAGGGUAAGUAAUGAAUAUCAUAUUGAUAUUCCAAUGAAUUUAGGUAAGCCGACGGUCGACGAUGAUGAAGAAAGUGAAGCUUCAAUUGAAUCCGAUUUAGACACGAACACAGUCGCUUCUAACACAAAUAUUGCAUCUCCUGUAAAUUAUGAGCAAAAAAGAACAACUGAUCAAUCAUCAAACAAACCACAUGCUCAAUUUUCAUCACAGCCAGAAGUAAUCAUCAAUGGGUGUACAAUACGAUGGCCCAAAUUUCAAGUAAACAAUGUUACUUUCGAAGGUCGUUUAUAUUCACUCCGACUAACAUGCCCACUAGAUGCACCAUUGUUGGCUUUAUAUUUUCUUUAUAAAACCGAUAACAAGGUUGCCAGCGAAUUCGACGAUGCACCAGCAUCAUCACCAUAUUCAACACUUGUGAAAACAUUUCAACUUGUGGAAAAAGAUGGAUGGGAUACUGCUCGAAUAUACUGGUUAUUAGCAUUCAAUAUUCUCAAACAAACUGAUUGCAAACCAAAAAACUUGUUCGGUUCACUUGAUGAAAGAGUUUUCUCUUUUCUCAAACGACAACAACAGUAUUCAACCACAGUUACAUGUUCAAGACUUGAUUGCACAGACAAAGAACGUAUUUUGUCAACAACUGAAUUAGGGAUACGUUCUUGUGAUGUUUAUAUUGAAAAUUUUGAAGAAGAAGUGAUCUCUGUAUGUCAAGCAAUGAUGAAGGGGCAGCAUGAAAUGACAGAAGCUGAUGCACUUAAAAACAAAUAUAAAUAUGGCAGUGUGCCGAUGAUCAAUUGUGAAACGAACGAAAGUGGAUAUAUAAAAGGCUGGCUAUGUGAUGCUUUCAAUGUUCAAGAACCAGCCACAUUUGAUCAUGGUUAUCCACCAAUUAUUAUAGCAAACAUUCCACCAGUAAUUAGAAAUACUAUAGAAGGUUAUGAUAUUUAUCCUGGCCGCUUUCGUAAUAUGAAACGUAUCAUACGAAUAGGACAUGUAAAGUAUCGAUUACGUGUCCUUAUGCACAACAAGAACGAUCAUUUCACCGCCACGUUAAUUGGCUCCGACGACAAAUUAUACAUUUACGACGAUCACUCAGGUAUACGUGAAGUUCGAAGCUCAACUGGUGACAUUGAAAUGCCCAUUUAUACUCAAAUAUAUGAUGUUUGA
Rotaria socialis is the source of this 1545-nucleotide messenger RNA. The record is from the annotation of a GenBank genome assembly. Lineage: Eukaryota; Metazoa; Rotifera; Eurotatoria; Philodinida; Philodinidae.